AUGCUGACAAGUGGCGCUGAUGGUCCGAACGGCGCAUUUUCUCUCUCUCUCUCUGUUUCUCUCUCUGUUUCCGACCUCUCUCGACCAGUGAACAUGGCGUCGCCGACCAAGGAGCAAGUGGAUCAGGUGGAAGCCGACUUCAAGCAAGUGCAGGACGAGAUUUGCGCCUUUCUCGCCAGCGCCGGGGCCAAGGCCUUUCGCGAGGAUGCUUGGGAUUAUCACAAGGGCGUCGGCGGUGGCCGCACCCGCGUGUGGGAGGUUGAACGUGUUCAGGCCGACAAUACGCUACAGCCCGACCCCACCAACAUGCCCAUCUGGGAGAAGGGGGCUUGCAACUUUAGCGGCAUCCAAGGCAGCGACCUGCCUCCCUCGGCCGUUCAGGCCUGGAAGUUGCCUGAAAACUGCCCCUACCGGGCCACCGGCGUUUCCCUUAUUAUCCACCCAUCCAACCCGUGGGUGCCGACCAUUCACAUGAACAUCCGCUUUUUCAUCUGCGGAGAUCGCUGGUGGUUUGGUGGUGGCGUGGACCUCACCCCCUACUACCCCAUUUUGAGCCAGGUGGUGGAAUUCCAUCGCCUGCUCCGUGAGCUCUGCGAAGAGCAUGGCGUGUCCUACGACACGCUGAAGCAGCGCUGCGACGAGUACUUUUGGCUCGCCCACCGCAACGAGUCACGCGGUAUCGGUGGUCUCUUCUGGGACAGCAUGUCCGAUGACUUUGAAAAGAACAAGGCAUUUGCCAUCGGCCUGGGCCGGCUCUUCAUCAAGCUCUACGGCCUCUUUGUGGAAAACCAACGCCUCCCUUACACCCAAGCCCAGCGCGAGUUUCAGCUCUACCGUCGAGGCCGCUACGUCGAGUUUAACCUCAUUUACGAUCGUGGUACCCAGUUUGGCCUCAAGUCCAACGGCCGCACAGAGUCCAUCCUCGUGUCCCUCCCCGCAACUGUCCACUACCAAUACGACUACACUCCGCGACCGGGUACACCCGAGGGCUACCUCUACGCCCAUUUCCUCAAGUUUCAAGACUGGCUCAACCUCGAUCAGGCCGACCAAGAGGCCAUGUCCCCGCCUCCCAACUACUGCCCCGCCCCCGCUGCUUCCAUCCAGACCCGGCCAAGCUCUGGCGCCAAGUGCCCCUUUAGCACGUGCCCCUGCCCCUGCCCCUGUGCCAGCGCCGCUGGCAGCAAUCGCUUUGGCUGCCAUGCCCGCAUUGCUUCCCACGCCAUCACAGCCGGCGUCGUCCUUGCCCUGGGUGCCGCCUUCUAUCACAAAUUUCUCCGCCAAUAG
Monosiga brevicollis MX1 is the source of this 1284-nucleotide messenger RNA. RefSeq lists its product as uncharacterized. Gene Ontology annotation, cellular component: cytoplasm; mitochondrial intermembrane space. Gene Ontology annotation, molecular function: coproporphyrinogen oxidase activity. The record is from RefSeq and is a predicted model, not a curated record. The transcript is spliced from 4 exons. Bases 1 to 1284 code for a protein of 427 amino acids. Lineage: Eukaryota; Choanoflagellata; Craspedida; Salpingoecidae.